AUGACAUUUGAUAACCUUCCGCGGCUGCAUUCCCUUGCCGAUGUUCUCCCAGGGGAACUGUCGAGGAGCCAUGAAUAUGCUGGAAUCGGUGGUGGUGGAGGCUCUGACAUUAUCAGCGCCAGUUUGAUCGGUCACCUACUGCGAGGUCAACACAAGGAAAUGAACCUGCUCAUUUCUACGAGGACGUGGACCACAGGUUCGCAGGGAAAGAAAGGCUCAAAGCUGGGAAUCAAGCGUGAGGUCUACAACCAUGGUGGCACGGUUCAAGCCCAGGGGCGGACUGUAGCAGGUACUUUUCGAGUCGGCGAAUAUACUACUGCAGAAGGACGCGACCUCGAAGCUAUCCCUCUGCCAUUCCAUCGUCAGAUAUUCAUGGUGCUGGAUCAAGGCGAGUCGAAGGCGCAGAUAUCUCAGCAUGACCAAGCGGAUCUCACAGUACAAUUCGGGGCUGUCCUUCGUCAGGCUGAACGUCCGAUCGAGACAGUGAUUAUUGUGGACACUGGUGGAGACGUAUUUGGGGCCGACACAAACGGAACAACAACCCCCGACCAGGACUAUCGAGUUCAGAAGGCCAUGGGCCCUUUGAUUUCCGAGUACAAUCUCGUGACCGCUGUGGUAGCUCCGGGUGUCGAUGCGCCCACUGAUGCUCCACGCAAGGCCUUUGAUGCUGGAGGGGUGGUAUAUAAGCCAGAAGAAGACGAAAAGAAGAUGCUCCUUGACCUCCUCGUCAGCAAGUACAGAAUGGACGGUUCGGACCCAAAUAGAUUUGGUAAGACGACGCUAGCAUUACAGGCGCGAUUACGGGGAGUUGUUGGUUGGACUUCCCUCGAUCUUCCGACAUACGUUGUUGACACGUGGGAGAAUCCGUGGAACAGUUUCGUGUAUAUCAGGGAAUGCAUGAGCGACAUCAUUUUCAUGCCAACAACAGAGUUGCUCCCACUGAUCGAGCCGGCAAGGAGGACAGCUUGA
Cladophialophora yegresii CBS 114405 is the source of this 969-nucleotide messenger RNA. RefSeq lists its product as uncharacterized. Lineage: Eukaryota; Fungi; Ascomycota; Eurotiomycetes; Chaetothyriales; Herpotrichiellaceae. The transcript has a single exon. The record is from RefSeq and is a predicted model, not a curated record. Bases 1 to 969 code for a protein of 322 amino acids.